AUGGACCAGGCCGCCCCAAAAGACUGCCUGCCACCGCCUGGCGCCUGCGAGGACCCCGCCGACGAGCUGGCCGCCCUGUCCAUCCGCGAUGUGCUCGACGCCGACUCGCGCCCGACCUUUGUGCUCGACCUCGACCCCGAUGAAGACCUACCCACCGCUCCGGGCCCCGAGCCCGCCAAACCCGUCAUCCCCGUCUUUUGUAAUGCUGCCCUGCGCCAGCACGAGCGCCUUUUCGACGCCCUCAUCGGCCCCGACGCCACCGGCCUGCCCGAACACGCCGUCGCCGACGGCUCCUUAACGCCGCCCGCGACCUACAACGACUUCCGCCGCUGGGCCACGGGCGUCACUCCCCACGACGACUCCAAGGACGUCUUUCCGCUCUCCAUUCUCUAUGCCGGCCUGCUAUGGACCGGCUCCACCGUCCGCCAGCGCUGGCGCCUGAUCAGCGGCAGCCGCCUGUGGCGCGCCGACAGCGACGUGCUCGGGCUGUCUGCCGCCGCCUCGCGCAACCACAGCCCAACUCGCAGCUGCCACAAUGCCGCCACCGCGCCGCCUGUCCCCCAGCCUGCCGGCCCCCGGCAGCCAGCACCGCCGCCGUCGCCGCCCUCGGAUAAGCUCGCCUCUCUGCCCUCUGACAAAGCCCCGACUCUCCCAGACAGCGUCACCGCGACUCCCCGCGCCACGAACUCGACCUUGCCCGCCCUACCCGAACGCCCUCCCACUGCGACGUCGUCGACCCUCGUGUCGUCGACAAAGUUCCAGCCAAAACCCUGUUUUGGAGGCACGCCAGACGGCAGCUCCAACGACACGGGCAGCACCUCGCUCGGCGCGCGGUCCAUCACCCUGUCGUCGCCCGAAAAGGCCGUGUCCGACUGGACAAUGCCCAACCCGCGCGGCGUGCUAUCGGAGCACCAGAAGUUUGCGCGCUCCAUCGAUUGGGCCGCCACGCCACUGGGUGCCAUGGAGAGCUGGUCGCCCGAGUUCCGCCAGGCCGCCAACCUCUGCCUAAGCAACCCCUUCCCCGCCGCGCUGUUUUGGGGCGGCGAGCUGACGGUGCUGUACAAUGAGGCCUACGCCGUCGAAGUGGCCGGCUCCAAACACCCGUCGCUCAUGGGCACCGGCUUCUCCGGCCCCUUCGCCGAGAUCUGGGACUAUUUAGGCCCCAUAUUUGCCGAGUGCGCGCGCACUGGCAUUAGCGUGCGCAAGGAGAAUGACGGCCUGACCCUGCACCGCGACGGCUAUCUGCUCGAAACUUUCUACUCGUGGGCCUUCGUGCCGCUUUACGGCGGCACCAGCCGCAUCCUCGGCUUCUACAAUGCCCCCUUCACUACCACCGAGACGGUCCUCAACCACCGCUGGCUGCAAACCAUCAACCGCCUCGGCAGCCACACGGCCCACGCAAAAUCGGUUAAGCAGUUCUGGCGCCUCGUGCUCGAGGCCCUCGAGGACAACGUUUAUGAUGUGCCCUUUGCUCUGCUCUACUCUCUCGGCGACAUUGAGGACCCUGAGAACUCGUCCACGUCGUCUGGCAGUACCUUGUCACUAAAGUCCUGCCACCUCGAAGGCUCCAUCGCCGUGCCCAGCAACCACCCGGCAUCUCCGCAACAGCUGGACCUGAAGCGCAGCCGUGAAGGAUUUGUGCCGUCGUUCCGCGAGGCCAUGCGCACCCGCGAGCCCACGCUGCUGCACACUCGCGACGGCAGCCUACCCGAGGCCAUGCUCGAAGGCAUCGCUUGGCGCGGCUUCGGCGACCCCUGCCGCGAGGCCAUCAUCUUUCCCGUCCGCCCCACCAACGGCGAUGUUGUCCUGGCCUUUCUCGUCCUGGGGGCGAACCCGCGCCGGCCCUACGACGAGCCCUACAAGGCCUUCAUUGCUACCUUGAACCGACAGCUAGCCACCUCACUUGCCUCGGUCAUCCUGUUCGAGGAUGAGGUUCGGCGCAGUCGCAACGCCGCCGAGACGGCUGCACUGGAGCGCGAGCAGCUUACCGAACAGCUUACCCUGCAAGCCAGCCGCCUGCGCCGCAUGACGGAGCUCUCGCCCCUGGGUAUGUUCCUCAUCAGCCCCGAUGGCGUGUUGCGCGAAGCCAACGACCGCUUCUUUGAAAUGACGGAGCAUCCGCGCGAGAGCCAGUACGAGUACGAGAUGUCGUGGAUGGACUUCAUUCUCGAAUCCAGCGUCGACACCAUGGAGUCGGGUUGGCGGCGCCUCGUCCAGAGCCAGGUGCCCUGGUCAGGCGAGCUCCAACUCAAAAAGCGGUCGCCCGCCCAGUCGCCCGUGAACCUGCACGGCGAGUCCAUAGACUAUUGGGUUCUCCUCAACGCCCACCCAGAAUUCGAAUCGGACGGCACCUUGCGCUCCAUCAUGGGCUCCAUAACCGACAUCUCGCACCUCAAAUGGGCCCAGGGCCUGCAGCACCGCCAGCUGCAGGAGGCCGAGGAGACGCGCCGCCAGCAGAACGAGUUUAUAGACAUCACGUCGCACGAAAUGCGAAACCCGCUCAGCGCCAUCCUGCAGUGCGCCGACGACAUCUCGUCGGCCCUUUCCGAAGCGGGAGCCAAGGGCCCGCCCCCGGCCGAUGUCAUCGACUCGUGCGUCGAGGCGGCCCACACCAUUGCGCUGUGUGUGCAGCACCAAAAGUCCAUUGUCGACGACAUCCUCACCAUAUCCAAGCUGGACUCCAAUCUGCUGCUCAUCACGCCCGUGCCCACACAACCGCUCACCAUCCUCCGGCGCGCCGUCAAGAUGUUCGACCCCGAGCUACAGGCCAAGCAGAUCCAAGUCCAGGUCGAGACCAACCCGCUCUUCCACGAUCUGGCUGUCGACUGGGUCACGCUGGACCCCAGCCGGGUGCUGCAGGUCCUGAUCAACCUCAUGACAAACGCCAUCAAGUUCACGGCGCCGGUUAGCGGGAAGCGCCUGAUAACGGUCGGCGUGGGCGCCUCGCUCGCUCCGCCCGACGCGCGCCAGAUCCGCGCCGGCUUCCAGUACGUGCCUUCCAAGACGGGCAACUUGGACAUUACGGCGGCGGAGGAGUGGGGCGCUGGCGAGGUUUUAUACGUCAACUUCCAGGUCCAGGACACGGGCUGCGGGCUCAGCGAGGCCGAGAAGCAGAUGCUCUUCCAGCGCUUCAAGCAGGCCUCGCCGCGCACCCACGCUCAGUACGGCGGCAGCGGCCUCGGACUCUUCAUCUCCAAGAGGCUCGCCGAGCUCCACGGCGGCCAGAUCGGCGUCGCCUCCGAGGCCGGCGAGGGCAGCCUCUUUGGCUUCUUCGUGCAAGCCAAAAGGCUCCCGCGGCGCCCGUCGCAGCUUGGCCCCUCGCUGGUUGGGGAAUCGCCAUCACUGCUCACGGAACAAGAGCAGGAGCGGCGGGACGACGAGCAGCAGCGUCACCCGAUCGAGCAUCACCUCGGCGCGGACCCGUCGUCGCUUCAAAGCCUGCAUAUGACGCCUCAGCGCCAGGACUUUGCGUCCAUCGGAGGACCGGUCGCUAGCCUGGUGGCAACAAAGGCGUCGGCGACGGUGGCCGUGGCUGCGGCGGGUAAUCGCAUAGUCGCCAGGGCCUCCACCAUGAGGUCUGCGACGGUCGCGACGGUGGGGGUGCCGGCUAAAGACAUGCACAUCCUGGUGGUCGAGGACAACUUGAUCAACCAAAAGGUGCUGGUAACGCAGCUGCGCAAGGCUGGCUGUACCGUCCACACGGCCAACGACGGCCUCGAGGCCCUGGCAUUCCUCGACACCACCAGCCUCCGGGUGCGGACGGCCGACGAGCAGGAGCCCGGCGGCGGCGAGGGCCAGCGUCUUCACCUGUCCAUCAUCCUGAUGGACCUCGAGAUGCCCAACAUGGACGGUCUAACGUGCGUUUCGGAGAUUCGAAAGAUGGAAGCCGACGGGCGCAUCGCACGGCACGUACCCGUCAUUGCCGUGACGGCCAACGUGCGCGACGAACAGGUGGCCAAGGCGCGGAGCAGCGGUAUGGACGAUGUGGUCUCCAAGCCCUUUAGAAUACCCGAGCUGCUCGCCAAGGUGAACAAGCUAUUGACGGCCUAG
Molecule: messenger RNA, 4050 nt
Organism: Gaeumannomyces tritici R3-111a-1
Lineage: Eukaryota; Fungi; Ascomycota; Sordariomycetes; Magnaporthales; Magnaporthaceae
Exons: 2
Coding region: 1-4050 (1349 amino acids)
Biological process (GO): phosphorelay signal transduction system; phosphorylation
Molecular function (GO): phosphorelay sensor kinase activity
Source: RefSeq, a predicted model, not a curated record